Molecule: messenger RNA, 2971 nt
Organism: Mugil cephalus (flathead mullet)
Lineage: Eukaryota; Metazoa; Chordata; Actinopteri; Mugiliformes; Mugilidae
Gene: s1pr1
Product: sphingosine-1-phosphate receptor 1
Exons: 2
Coding region: 247-1371 (374 amino acids)
Biological process (GO): sphingosine-1-phosphate receptor signaling pathway; angiogenesis
Cellular component (GO): membrane
Molecular function (GO): sphingosine-1-phosphate receptor activity
Source: RefSeq, a predicted model, not a curated record
GUCGGGUAGAAGCUGCUGCUUCAGAGUUUAUUUCCACAGAAAUGAAUAAAUAAAUAAAAAGAAGUAAAGUCGAGGGUCGCGGAGUUAAAGCUUCAGAUGCGUCGAGGAGGAAAAAGAGCUUCAGGACCAUGUCCCCGUCCGGCUGCAGGACUGUCUCUGCUCCUCUCCACGGUCGUAACCUGACAUGAAGGACUGAAGUCUGAGGACGCAGCGCCCCCUGCUGGACCCUCUCUGCAGCUGCAGGCCAUGGCCGAGCUCAGCUACUCCCAACUGAUCGCCAAACACUACAACCACACGGGCAAGUUCCGCAAGACCCAGCAGGACUCUCAGGGCCUGAAGGCCGACUCCGUGGUCUUCAUCAUCGUGUGCUGCUUCAUCAUCCUGGAGAACAUCCUGGUCCUCGCCACCAUCUGGAGAACCAAGAAGUUCCACAAGCCCAUGUACUACUUCAUCGGGAACCUGGCGCUGUCGGACCUGCUGGCCGGCGUCGUCUACACCGCCAACAUCCUGCUGUCGGGCGCCAACACCUACAAGCUGACGCCCACGCAGUGGUUCAUCCGGGAGGGCAGCAUGUUCGUGGCGCUGGCGGCGUCCGUCUUCAGCCUCCUCGCCAUCGCCAUCGAGCGCCACCUCACCAUGCUGAAGAUGAAGCUGCACAACAACGGGAACACCUGCCGCGUCUUCCUGCUCAUCAGCACGGUGUGGAUGAUCGCGGCCGUGCUGGGCGGCCUCCCCGUCAUGGGCUGGAACUGCAUCGAGAGCAUGGCCAAGUGCUCCACCGUGCUGCCGCUCUACCACAAGACCUACAUCCUGUUCUGCACCACCGUCUUCAGCAUCAUCCUCAUGGCCAUCGUGGUCCUCUACGCCCGCAUCUACGUGCUGGUUCGCACCCGGAGCCGCAAGCUCAGCUUCCGCAAAGUCACCAACGGCCGAGGCAACGCCGGCGCCAACAGCAAGAGCUCGGAGAAGUCCCUGGCGCUGCUGAAGACCGUCAUCAUCGUGCUGAGCUGCUUCAUCGCCUGCUGGGCGCCGCUCUUCAUCCUGCUGCUGCUGGACGUGGCCUGCGAGACGCGGAGCUGCCCGAUCCUCUACAAGGCCGAGUGGUUCCUGGCGCUCGCCGUCCUCAACUCGGCCAUGAACCCGCUCAUCUACACGCUCACCAGCAACGAGAUGCGCCGCGCCUUCAUCAAGACGCUGCUGUGCUGCACCGCCUGCGUCCGGCCGCACGCCAAGUUCACGGGGCCCGCCAUGGGGGCGGAGUUUAGCCGCAGCAAGUCGGACAACUCCUCCCACCCCAACAAGGAGGAGGCGGAGUACUCGCCGCGAGAGACGACCGCAGUGUCCUCGGGCAACGUCACCUCCUCGUCCUAAACGCCGAGACGUAGGGGGGGGGCGGGGACGGGGGCGGGGUCACAUGUGAGCGUCGAACCUUCGUCCGAUCAGGACUCACAGCACUUAUGAAACUUUUAAACUGGUGGAACUGGGACCUGAAGUAGAGGAGGUUCACACCCUGUAAAUAGACCACAAGCUUCAGUCAGAGCCGCCUGCAGGAGGAUCGACUCUCCGGGUCUCUGGAUGGUUCUGGAUGGUUCUGGAUGGUUCUGAAUGGUUCUGGAUGGUUCUGGAUGGUCUCUCUGGAGUCUCCCCUGCAGGAUGUGGAUCCUGAGGUGGAACCAGGAAGUGAUCCAGACGCCCUCAGAUGCAGAAGUGACCGGACUGGAAGCUGAAAGCUUAAAUGCGCGGUGAAGGAGGCUGAAGGCAGCAUUUUGUAGAUGCAUCAUGGAGGUCGAUAUUACUAAACAGCAGCUUUGUAGAAAGUGUUAUUGAUCCUCGUAGAAGAACCAGACGUCGUACUCACCCUCUAAGAACAACUAGAACCUGUAGCACUUAAAUACACAAUAUUUAAGAAAUACAAAUUAAUUCAGGUGGGAAUGUUUCUUUACCUCCACUUUCUUUAAAUAAACACACACACAAAAAAACUCAGUCAUGAAUUCAGAGCUCAGCUGCUUUUCACCAGAAAAUAAAUAAAUAAUAAAAUAUAAUAGUCAUCUCAUCUUCCGUUUAACCCUCACUAGGGUUGGGGGGCGUUAUAAAAAUAAUUCUGUGUAUUAAAUUAAAUAAUUAUUGAAGUCAAGUUUGGCCAAAAACGGAAAAACAAAAACAAAAACAAAAAAACGCUUUUUAAUUUUUUAAAGUUUGUAUUGUUGGAAGUCAAUUUGAUUAGUGAAGAAGAAUUAAAGCAAACUUAUUUUAUUUAAAAUAAAAUCAAAAAUCUAUGAGAAAAUAAUAAAACUUGACAAAGUAUUUGUGAAAUCUGUGAUUAAAAAAGCAAAACUUUCAGAUAAAAUUAUUUGUACUAAAUAAAUUUAGUACAAAUAAUUCAAACUUUAAGUUUAUUUUCCUUUUGCUGAUUGUUUUCAGAAACGCAGACGGUUUUUAAUCGUGAUGAAAUUCUUUAUUUUUUGAACUGUGAGAUUUUUCAUAUGUGAGAAGCAGCUAAACUCUGAAUCCAUGAAUCUUUGUUAAUGGGCGUUUUAUUUUAUUUUAUUUUAUUUUUAUUUUUUUGUAAAAAGUUAACUGUGUACAUGUUGUAGAAACCGUGGGUCAGAAUGUAUUUUGUACUUUCUCUCUGUUCCUGUUGUCGACGUCCGUUUAGUGGAAAUUAAUUUAUGUCUGAAAGCAGAAAACAAAAACCUUUAGUUUCCCAGUAAAUGAAAGAUGUCGUUGUGCGUCUGGUCUCAGAGCUACGGAGUCAAACCAAAACUACCCACGAUUCAUUCAAAACAAAUAGAAACGUCAUGCAAAUAUUCACAAAAAUAAACUGAAAGUUAAAGUUGAGCCACAGUUUGUUUAGAACGUUUUGUAGAGUUUUUAAUCCUGUCACAUGGUAAAGAUCACGUGACGUCAGGGUCGGGAAAAAAUAGAAAUUUCAAACAAACAAUUGAAAUAAAUGGACCUUGUGAUGAGAAAA